AUGGCGGGAGGAGGAGAAGGAGGUGACACCAGGCAGCUAGAUCUCACACCUACAUGGGCCGUCGCUGCGGUUUGUGCAAUUAUCGUUAUCAUUUCUAUACUCUUGGAAAAAAUUAUACACAAAUUCGCAAAGAUGUUUGAAGAGAGAAAGCAGCAUGCAUUGCUAGAAGCUCUUGAAAAGAUUAAAGCCGAGCUUAUGGUUUUGGGAUUUAUUUCUUUGCUCUUAACAUUUGGCCAAAAUUACAUUUCUAAAAUGUGUAUUCCCUCCAAGUAUGCGAAAACAAUGCUCCCCUGUGUCCCCCCUGAAGAACGUCAUGGAGCUGGACAUCACACAGAGGAGGCGGGUGGUGGUGAGGCCAAAGAUGGUGGCCAUCGCCGCAGGCUUUUAUCGUAUGAACGUAGGUUUCUAGCAUCUGGGGGUGGAGGCCAAAGUUGUAAACCGGGGUACACACCUCUUAUAUCAGUGACCGGACUGCAUCAACUACACAUUUUUAUAUUUUUCUUGGCUGUCUUCCAUGUGAUAUACAGUGCCAUAACAAUGACGCUUGGAAGAGCAAAGAUUCGUGGAUGGAAGGCAUGGGAAGCAGACCAUAUCGUGGAUCAAGAUGCCUUGAAUGAUCCUAGAAGAUUCAGACUUACUCAUGAGACAUCAUUUGUGAGGGAUCACAACAGUAUCUGGACUAAAACACCAGUUUCGUUCUAUCUUGUAUGCUUUUUUCGACAAUUUUUCAGAUCUGUUCGUAGGGCCGACUACUUGACCAUGAGACAUGGAUUUGUGACUGUUCAUUUAGCACCGGGAAGUAAGUUUGAUUUUCAAAAAUAUAUCAAGAGGUCAUUAGAAGAUGACUUUAAGGUAGUUGUAGGAAUCAGUCCAUUACUUUGGGGAUCAGUGGUGUUAUUCUUGCUUGUGAAUGUCCAUGGAUGGCAUGCUGCUUUCUGGGUGUCUUUUCUUCCACUACUGGUGAUUCUGGCCGUUGGAACAAAGCUUCAAGGAAUUAUAACUCGAAUGGCACUUGACAUAUCAGAAAGGCAUGCUGUAGUGCAAGGGAUCCCUCUUGUGCAAGUCUCUGACAAGUAUUUUUGGUUUGCAUGGCCUCAGUUAGUUCUUUAUCUCAUCCAUUAUGUCCUCUUUCAGAAUGCAUUUGAGCUGACAUACUUCUGGUGGACAUGGUAUGAGUUUGGUUGGGCAUCUUGCUUCUACGAGGAUGAUAGUCUCAUGAUUGUCAGAGUAGCUCUCGGGUUAGGAGCUCAAGUGGUUUGCAGUUAUGUGACACUUCCACUCUAUGCGCUUGUUACUCAGAUGGGAUCCACGAUGAAGAAGUCAAUAUUUGAUGAGCAAACAUCCAAGGCACUGAAACAGUGGCAUAAGAAUGCUCUAAAGAAGAAACCAUCCAAGGGACGCACCGAAACUCAAACGUUAGGUGCGACUGGGGGCCCAAGAGAUCAUUCGCCGGAGCAGUCGCCGCGGCGUCCAUCGGGAGCCGGAGAUACAGAAAUGGCUGAGCAGAGCGCCACCAUAGUCACCGCCGUGGAUCACGAACCCUACGAUAACCGCGACCUACUAAGUGGGCCGUGACACGUGUCAGAACGUCCUUUCACAAAGUUGUCAUGAUUGUUUUGUUUGCUGUAAAAACACAAUUAACCCCCUUCAUCAUGGGUAUAAAAUAGGUCAAUUAGAACUAGUAGUAAACUAGCUAUUGCAUUCUUUAAUCAAUUUUGUAGCGCAGUUUAGAUUAGUUAUAUACGUAUGCUUGUAAGCCAAUUAUCUUCAUCAAUGUAUCAUCGUCACAUUGUAGAGAAUGUCAUUCUU
Glycine soja is the source of this 1809-nucleotide messenger RNA. RefSeq names its product MLO-like protein 9. Lineage: Eukaryota; Viridiplantae; Streptophyta; Magnoliopsida; Fabales; Fabaceae. The transcript is spliced from 15 exons. The record is from RefSeq and is a predicted model, not a curated record. Gene Ontology annotation, biological process: defense response. The coding region runs from base 1 to 1575 and encodes 524 amino acids. Gene Ontology annotation, cellular component: membrane.